Messenger RNA from Cuculus canorus (common cuckoo), 5039 nucleotides. It is a transcript of the gene SNX20, whose product is annotated as sorting nexin 20. Gene Ontology annotation, molecular function: phosphatidylinositol phosphate binding. The transcript has 4 exons. The record is from RefSeq and is a predicted model, not a curated record. Gene Ontology annotation, biological process: protein transport. NCBI's taxonomy places the organism in Eukaryota, Metazoa, Chordata, Aves, Cuculiformes, Cuculidae. Bases 204 to 1190 code for a protein of 328 amino acids. Gene Ontology annotation, cellular component: early endosome membrane.
AGCGAGUCAAUUGGUUGAGGAAGUCUGAUUUAAUCGAGGUUUCUUCCUUCCUUUUUGUAAAAUAGAGAACGUGCCUGUUAGAAGAAAACAUGGACAUAUUUUUCUGUGUUUUGAAAAUGUGAAGCAGGCUUUCCAUGACUUAGGACAAACUCCACGUGUACCAGAACUAAAAGCUCUUCAGCAGCUCCAAGUGAUAGCUUGCGAUGGAACAAGACUCGCGCUGCACAGCAGAAAGGGAACUGUUUGAAACUGUAAGCACGAUGACUACAUUUGCUACCACAAGUCCGUCUGAUGAAGAACAAAAUCAACCCGAAGCUGAAAUUUCAUGUCAAGCGAGAAAAGAAAACCCAGAAAAAGAUGAUUCACAAGAUUCCAGUGCAUUCCUAAGUCCCAACUCCUCAAUGACCACUAAGGAGCUUCAGGAAUACUGGAAGAAUGAAAAACGCCAAUGCAGACAAGUGAAACUCCUUUUCGAAAUCCCAUCAGCCAGAAUUGUAGAGCAUCACUUAUCUAAAUACGUGAUGUAUAAAAUCAUAAUUUUGCAAACAGGGAGUUUUGACAGCAGUAAGUCUGUAAUUGAACGGCGUUAUUCAGAUUUUGAGAAACUGCACAGAAAUCUGCUGGAGGAGUUUAGUGAAGAAAUGGAAGAUGUGACCUUUCCCAAAAAAACUUUAACAGGGAACUUCACUGAAGAAAUAAUCAAUGAGAGAAAAUUGGCCUUCAAGGACUACCUAAGACUUCUCUAUUCUAUGAAAUACAUACGAAGAUCAAAAAAAUUUAUUGACUUUUUAACAAGACCGGAGCUUCGGGAAGCAUAUGGGUGCCUGCGGGGUGGCCAGUACACCAAAGCUUUGGAAAUCUUUUUAGAAGUCAUCGGUUUGCAGGAGAGGUUGACAAGAGGCAACCCAGUCUCAGUUAUUCCUACACUCUGUGCUAUCGUCGUGUGCUACAAGGACCUGGAAAACCCAGCAAGUGCCUUUGAAUACGGAGAAAAAGCUCUAUCACGCCUUCAUAUGUAUACCAGCCACAGGUAUUAUAUGCCAUUGUUAGAAACAAUGAUCACUUUGGCGUAUGAACUUGGGAAGGAUUUCCUGUCUUUGCAAGAAAAACUGGAAGAAUGGAAGAGAAAAAAAGAUCCCAUCCGUGUUUUUACCCUGAAAGAACUUGCAGUUCGGGAGUAUGUACAAUGAACACAAGAAAAAUUCAUUAAAGAGGAAAGCUGUGAGGUUAUUUUCCAAAACACAGACUCUUGAGAGAGUAAUAACUGGAAAUUACCUGCUUGGCUAACAUAACUUUAUAUUAAUAGAAAAAAAUAAAUAAAAUAACUUUCAUGUUCAAAAGGGACAUUAACAUUUAUGUUGGAAAAUAUUAUAUUUACUCUACAGAUAUGAGGUUAAAGUUUUUGGAAAGAAAUUUGCAACAAAAAAUAAUUUGUGAUUUGCUUAUUAUGAACAUAGACUAUUUUGUGUGAAAAGUCAGAACAGGAAUAUACAAUGAAUAAAGCACUUAACAAUCUACAGAAUCAGAAGGCUUUCUUACUCAUGAAUGAUCUAUGUCCUUUAAGGAAGACAAAUUCUUCUCAGUCAAUGCAAUCUAAAGUAUGCAUCUUCAGACACAGAACAUAGUUUUUUACUCCAGUUGAUCAAACAACACUUGCCAUUUCUGAGAAUGAUGGGGUUGGUGCUGUUCCCACUGAAGUCAACUGCUGUGGGUGGAGACACCUUAGGGGAAGGCUUACAAUCAGCUUUUGUAGAAGCAAAAAAUACAAGUUAUUAUCAUUCUGUCAGAUAUGAGGGAAUAUGCUUCAUUUCCCUUUUGUAGCUGGUACAGUUUUAUGACUUGUAUUGAAGGCACAUUCUUGUUUGACGUGAUCUUUAAGUACAGCUCUGAUGGGGGUAGAAAAUUCAUACCACAUGCACUAUAUACAUAACUGAAAGGAACCAGAGAAGGGUGCUGUUGAGGAGAACAUCUGGCUAAUAUAAUGCUAGCAUUUAAUUCUGCUUAUCGAGUUGCGAGACACAUGGUUAACAGACAGUCUGUGUUAAGCAUGUGCUUCCUUGUUGCCUUUCAGAGGUUUAUGUAAAUUGGAUGUUGCCUUAGUUUUACGGACUGGUAUACCAUGCAAACAUCACCUUGGUAGCCCUGCAAUUUUACAGUUAAUUCUAUCGGGGAUCCAACCCAUCUCUACAAAUACUCGUCUUACCUUGGCCCUAAUGCUCCUGUGAAAGCUUCCUAAGAGCUGAAAAUGUCUCUAUUUACCUGCUUCUGUAAUUUCCUUCGACUCUGUUCUCUCUCCCAUGCACUUAUUUUAGUAAUCUGGUAAAUUAAUUAUCAUAAAUAUUGUAGUUAACAUGUCAUGCUAGCAUGGGUCAUUAUUCUCUGCUGAACAUAGUCCACUGAGUACUUUCAGGCCUGUGCUCCAGGUGCAGAUACUCCGUGCACCACAAUGACGCUAUCUAUAAAUUAGGAAUAACUGUAUUAACUUACCUCCCAGACACAUAAAAGAAACAGGUAAUUGAAAAGUGCACUGAACCUGAAAAACAUUGUUCUGCAUUGUUACAUGAAAGGUGACAUGGAAAAAAUACAGAAUAAUAAGAGUGUCUAGGGUGGAAAGUUAAUAUUUUAAGUAGCUAUUAACAGCUAGGCAUUAAACUCAAAAUAUGUGGAUUAUUUGUUUUUUGACAAUUAUUUCAUUAUACCAGAAGUAAGAGAAUUAAGAGUAAUUAAUUAAGAGACUUAAGGAUUAAUCUUCUCACAACAUAACGUAUUGCAGGACAGUUAAAUGGAUCAAAGGUAACAAUUUCUUAGAGAAUCCUCUGAAUCAGUCACAAAGUGGCACGGAAGAAAGCACGUCUGGUGCCUGCAUCACACUCAGGCGCUUAGAGAUAAGGCAGAAAGGAAGCCUGACCAGCACACCGGUCUAUUUCCACAGCAGUUUGUGGUGAAAGACCAGACGAAUAGGGAAAAUUAAUUUCCCCACAUUUCUCCCUCCCCUCAAAGCACGCAGCAUUGCAGGCACGGCUGUCGUAGAUUCUCCUCAGGUUCCUAAGGGACUGUAUAGGAGUAGCUGAUUGUGUCCACAGACCCCCUCGCUCUACAGCCAACUAUGAGAUUAGAGGGUCCGUAAGCACAUGCUGUUGAGCAAGGACAAGUACCAGUAAAGCGGCACAUCAGAGAGAUCUUGUCAUAACGCUGUAUCUUUCCAUCUCUGAAGGAUUAACUGAUCCAAAGCUAACCAAUUUUUUUGUUGGCAUGGCAGUGCACAUUAGGAAUAUUAGGAGGUGGUAUUUGGCUAAGAGGAAAAUUUACAUAAUUCAAAAGUCACUAAAAUAAACAGUGCCGGUGCUACCCACACCCCGCAUCCCCGCUUUGUUGGUGUGAACCAAAUUUCUCCUGAGAAUGCUUUUCCAUACAAUGUGCUUGCAGAGUUUUGUCAGCAAAACGGUCUUGGAAUAAGUCACUUUGUCCAUAUCCACCAGAAGGAGAAUUUCAGUCUCCUAGUAUUAAAGGAAGAAAUUAACUAAAUAAAUACAGGAAUGGUGUGAAAAAAGAACACUGUGUCUGUUGGAUAAUUCCUGGACACCAAGCUUCUUUAAUGGAGAGCUUUUUCAGUGAGGUGUCUGUGACAACCAAUCAGCCACAACAUCUUCAGAGCUACGCAGGAAGAACCUAUCAUCUGCCUUGCUCAAAGGGCUAAUUUCAGGGUUUGCUGCAUUGAGACUUCCAGUCAAGCCACUUCAUGCGUGAAUUGGCAGAGCCCACUUGAUGUAUUUUCAAAGGGUCAGGUAUAGUGUUCAUAAAAAUCAGCUUGUGAUUUCAUUACUAUUAGAAUAUGACAAAAUUAAAUCUCCCCCCACAAUUCAACCUCCCCCAAACAAAAAAUCAGUUAAUUCCCUUCCUACAAAUGCAGAGACUGUGACCUUCAGAUUUAUUAACCUCUUCAGAGAUGACACUGAAAAUCCUUUGAAAGAGAAAGCACAUAUGAUGAUGGCAAUGAAUGGGAAUGAUGGGACCCAUGUUUGAUCUGGAAUUCUGCCACAGACUUGGUCUGAACUUUGCACAAAUAACAUCUGUGCCUGUAUUUCCUCACCCAGUACUUCCCCAGUAAUGUUUCCUCAUACAGGUUUUCAGGACUCACUGAACAGAAAAGCUGUGAAACUUGACCAAGUAAGUUGACUCCAAUGUUUAACUUAGAAAUGUGCAUUGAGGUAGAGGCAAUUUUGAUUUCUACAAGCCUAUUUCAUUGCUUGAAUAUACCUUGAAAUGGAAGAGAACUUAGAGGCAGUAAGUUGCCAAACCUGUGUGCUUACUGUUGAUUGCAUAGUUUCUUACUAAUGCAGUCUUAUUUUAGAAUCAGAAUUAUUACUUUCCUUAUACGCUAGAGAAGUUACAAAACUAUCUAUUUAUUGCACUGGACUGUAGAGAGACUGUGCUGGCUCAUCAGCUCCAUGGGCAGUUGGCCAGUUCUGAUUUCUUAGCUGUGUUCUCUCAGAGACUGACUGGACCUGCCAAAAAAAAAUCUGCUUUCAUUUACUCACGUUUCAAAAGUCAACUUCUGCAUAGUCUUUUUUUGCUUGAUUUUUUACAGCAAAGUGAGAAUUCAGCAGUUACAUGUUACUAAACUAAAAGGUAGUGACAUUCGGGCUCCUAUACUGACCCUACUACCUUCCACUUGGAAUGACAGCCUGCAAGGACUGGGUUCCUUCUGCCUGUACAUGCAACUUAAUCUUACACAGUUAAAAUAGAUAGCCAGGCCGGGCGGAUUUCCUGCAGGGAGCCAGAGAUCAGUCACUUUCCCCAUUAACAUUGCCCGCUGCAGGGAUACAGUGGUGGCUGCAGAGCCCCCAUUCAUGAACUGAAUCUGUGAAGCAUCAGUGAAGCUAUUUUGGAAGAAGAAAACUCUGGCACUACCACAUAUGCAAGAACGGAACAUAAAUUAAGCAAGAAUGUCAUUCCUGCUUCCAGCCAGCCAUUUUACUUCCACUCUUCAUUGCUGUACAAUAUUUGAAUGAUAAAAGACUGUUUUAUAAACAAAUCCA